Messenger RNA from Cylicocyclus nassatus, 717 nucleotides. Lineage: Eukaryota; Metazoa; Nematoda; Chromadorea; Rhabditida; Strongylidae. The record is from the annotation of a GenBank genome assembly.
AUGAAGACCACAGGAAUCACAAGAUUCACAGAAAUCACAUCAGUCACAAGGCAAUCACAUGAACCAUUUUAUUCGAAGGAAAAGCCGGCAGCUGCCGCUGUGUCAACUUCACUUGCACGUUUUUUGAGCGGUCAACAAAGCUUGGAUGUUUCAUUUCUGAUUCACUUUUCAUCUGGUGGUGCUUCUAAUCAAAUUUGGAGGGUACAUCCAAGGAGACGUAGAUGGAGGAAUACACACGUGAGCCUUGCCCUUACCGAAUUGGGGAUGACUUGGGAUCCGCGAUACAAACAUGCAGCUAAGGGUCAAAAACUUCUUGGUAUGCUUCGAGAAGUUCGAAUGCGCAGCACAAUUACCGGUGUACAAUUUGCUGCAUGGGGUGGAAUGUUCAGCACCAUAGAUUGUGGCCUAGUCGCCAUUCGGAAAAAGGAAGAUCCAUUUAACUCAAUUGCUUCUGGUGCACUUACUGGGGCAUUACUGGCUGUUCGUAGUGGACCCAAAGUAAUGGCGGGUUCCGCUAUACUUGGCGGGGUGAUUCUGGCUAUGAUCGAGGGUGUCGGUCUAAUCACCACACGAUGGAUGGGUUCGAUGGUCGAUCCCACUGCUCCUCAACCCGAAGCGUUGGAUGAUCCCAGAAAUCUACCUCCUCCGAAAAGUCAUGCAGAGCCGGGUCUGCAGGACAAGCACACAAUGCCUUUUGGAUUACCCAAUGUCUCAUAG